AUGCCGCCUCUUCUCGUCGUCUUGCUCCUUGACCCUACGCAGGUAAUAUCAUCAGUACUCCCUUAUUGGUCAUUGUUGUUCUUAUUCCCUUCUUUUGUUGUUUGUCUGAUUCCAUCUCGAUAUCAAUUUUCUAACCGCCCCACUAUUCUAGACGGCCUCCGUUAUGUUAUUCCAUUAGCUGCGAUUUGUGAUGGUGGUUUCUCUGCCUUGGUGGUGGUUGGUAUGGCUGUUAUUGGUGUUGCAAUCCUGUAUGCCACAUUCUAUGUUUGGUUAGGUAUGGACACACUUGGAUCAAUGAAGUUUAGUAAGGAACCUGGUAAACACUUAGAGGAAUGCAAGCUUAAGGUUGUGUAUAUUGCUCUUCAGGGGAAUAACAAUUCCGAUGAUCCUCCCAAAAAGAAUUCUGAUCCUAACUCUGGUUUAGGGAUGCAAACAGGCACAUUAAAUAAUGAAACUGCAUAUGUGACUAAUCUGAUGUCUAGAAGCACUGGAGAUGCCUUAAGAGAUCCCGCAUCCUGUAGUGUGAGAUCAUUCAGAAAUCCAGAUAUAUAUGUAAAAUCUGGCAGUGGUAUAAAUGAGAGAGAAACCAUCUCAAAACAAAAGAUUGACAACUUUGACACAACUGAUCUUGAUUGGACUGAUAGCAUGCCAGAAUGUCCAGUAUAUUUCCCAAGUAAAGAAGAGUUCGAGGACCCUUUGGCUUUUCUCCAAAAAAUUGCCCCUAAAGCUUCAAAAUAUGGUAUAUGCAAGAUUGUUUCCCCUUUGAGUGCCUCUGUUCCACCUGGCAUGGUUUUGAUGAAAGAGAAAGUUGGUUUUAUGUUUACUACAAGGGUGCAGCCUCUUCGUCUUGCUGAGUGGAAUACUGAUGAUAAAGUCACAUUUUUCUUGAGUGGAAGAAACUCAAGCAAACUUGAUGAUAACUCUUUUCUUGAUCUUCUUGGUGAAAAUGCCACUUUAACAGAGUUGGCAAAAGCUACAAUGUUCCCACAUGCAACAUCUGUUAUAGCUGACCUUGUUGUUCAUCAGUUGGAAUUAAUAACCGAUCUUCUUGGGACACCAUCAACAGAUACCAUUUCUGGAGUAUGA
Lactuca virosa is the source of this 1086-nucleotide messenger RNA. The record is from the annotation of a GenBank genome assembly. NCBI's taxonomy places the organism in Eukaryota, Viridiplantae, Streptophyta, Magnoliopsida, Asterales, Asteraceae.